AUGGAUUCUAAAAUGGGUAUAGUUCUCCUUUUAUUGGCAUGGACCAUUAUACACUUUCUCUCAAAGAAAAUAAGGAGAAAACGAAACCACAAGCUUCCACCAGGACCUUCUCCUAUUACCUUUGUGGGAAACCUGGUUGAACUUGGCAAAAAGCCACAGCAAACAUUGGCCAAACUUGCUAACCUUCAUGGCCCCAUAAUGUGUUUCAAGCUAGGUCAACUAACCACCAUAGUUAUCUCCUCACCAGACAUAGCCAAAGAGGUUCUCCAAACCCAUGAUUUGUUAUUCUCAGAUCGAACAGUUCCACUUGCCACAACAGUUCACAACCACAACCAUUAUAGCUUACCAUUUCUCCCCAUUUCACCUCUUUGGAGAGACCUUAGGAAAAUAUGCAACAACCAAUUGUUCUCCCACAAGUCCCUUGAUGCAAGCCAAAACCUUAGACGCAUGAAACUGCAUGAGCUCCUCGAUGAUGUGCAUGCAAGUAGCCUCAGUGGUGUCCCGGUGGAUAUUGGAGCUUUGGCUUUUAGAACUGCGAUUAACUUUUUAUCAAACACUUUUUUCUCUUUGGAUUUUGUUAACUGUGCAGGUGAAACUGAAGAGUACAAGAUCAUAGUGGAGAAUCUUGUGAGAGCAAUUGCAACGCCAAACGUGGCGGAUUUUUUCCCGUUGUUGAAGAUGGUAGAUCCACAAGGCAUUAGAAGGCGUUCAUCUACUUACAUUUCCAAGUUGUUUGUUAUUUUUGACAGAUUGAUUCACAAACGAUUGCAGCUUGCAGAUAUCGUAAAUAAUGAUGAUAUGUUAGACACCUUGCUCAACAUUUCUCAAGAGGACGGUCAAAAGAUGGACAUCAAAAAGAUUAAGCAUUUAUUCCUUGAUCUAGUUGUUGCUGGGACAGAUACAACAUCAUAUACAAUAAAAUGGGCAAUGGCUGAGCUAAUGAAUAACCCAGAUGCAAUGUCAAAAGCCAAGAGGGAGCUUGAGCAAACCACUGGAAUAGGCAACCCUGUUGAGGAAUCAGACAUUGCAAGACUCCCAUAUUUGCAUGCAAUUAUAAAAGAGACCUUGCGCAUGCACCCAUCGGCACCACUUUUGUUGCCAAGAAAUGCCAAGAUAGAUGUGGAAAUCAAUGGCUACUUUAUUCCACAAGGCGCACAAAUCGUAAUCAAUGAAUGGGCCAUUGGAAGAAACCCUAGCACAUGGGAUAAUCCUAACUUGUUUUCACCCGACAGAUUCUUGGGAUCAGAAAUUGAUGUGAAAGGAAGACACUCUCAACUCACACCGUUUGGAGGUGGGCGAAGAAUAUGCCCUGGCUUGGCCUUAGCUAUGAGGAUGUUGCCUUUGAUGUUGGGAUCAUUGAUCAACACUUUUGACUGGAAAUUUGAAAACAAUGUGAACCCAGAUAUUGAUAUGGGUCAAUCCUUGCGAGCUACUCCUUUUAGAAUAAACAAAUAG
Messenger RNA from Sphenostylis stenocarpa, 1455 nucleotides. NCBI's taxonomy places the organism in Eukaryota, Viridiplantae, Streptophyta, Magnoliopsida, Fabales, Fabaceae. The record is from the annotation of a GenBank genome assembly.